Messenger RNA from Ricinus communis (castor bean), 1221 nucleotides. RefSeq names its product acyl-acyl carrier protein thioesterase TE3, chloroplastic. Lineage: Eukaryota; Viridiplantae; Streptophyta; Magnoliopsida; Malpighiales; Euphorbiaceae. The transcript has 5 exons. Gene Ontology annotation, molecular function: fatty acyl-[ACP] hydrolase activity. Gene Ontology annotation, cellular component: chloroplast. The record is from RefSeq and is a predicted model, not a curated record. The coding region runs from base 153 to 785 and encodes 210 amino acids.
UCGCAUUUUGCAAGUUGAAUUGGCUCGGUUAGGUUCGGUUUGUGAACACCCCGUCCAACCGCUUGCUCUCUAGCAUGGACUGUAACGCCCACCAAACAAUAACCAUACCCAAUUCAUCAAUUUCGUAUCUCCAUUGAUCAAAUUUGUCAACAAUGGCAUUGCAGCAGGCAUUUAUCUACCCAAUGCAAGUGACUACUCCCCUCUCACGUGCCAACACAACAUGGAUCAAUCUCCACCGUCCAUCAGCAUCACUACUAUUUCGAGUUUCCCGGCCGCCCAUGUCGCCAGUCGUCCGGUCACUCCCUACCGUGAAGAGCUGCAGUGGGUUAUCAUUUCUUGAUAUCAGAGGCGGUAAAGGAAUGAAUAGUUUUGUUGGUGUUGAGCUAAAAGUGCGUGAUUAUGAGCUUGAUCAGUACGGAGUUGUCAAUAAUGCUGUCUAUGCCAGUUAUUGUCAGCAUGGUCGUCAUGAACUUUUGGAGAGGAUUGGGGUCAGUGCUGAUGCUGUUGCUCGCACAGGUGAUGCAUUGGCACUCUCCGAGUUGUCACUCAAGUUCCUUGCACCUCUAAGAAGUGGAGACAGGUUUGUUGUAAAGGUGAGGAUCUCUGGCUCCUCAGCUGCCCGCUUAUACUUUGAUCACUUCAUCUUCAAGCUGCCAAAUGAAGAGCCUAUUUUGGAAGCAAAAGCCACAGCAGUAUGGCUUGACAAAAAUUAUCGUCCUGUCCGUAUUCCAUCUGAUAUGAGGUCUAAAUUGGUUCAGUUUCUCAAACACGAGGAGUCUAAUUAGCUUUACCAUUAUAAUAAUUUGGAAAAUGGAUGGCUGACUAACCAUAGUCAUUGUGGUUAGCAAAAACGGCGUCUCAACAUAUACAAAAUUACGUUUAGGAUUGGGAAACUUCAGCUUGAAAAUGGAAUGGAAAAAUACAGAGUUCAUCAUAUUUGUUGAGUUCUUUAUGUUUCUAUCCUCAAUGCAAACACCUUUCUUAUGCACAUUCUGAAAAAAAUGUAAAUUCCUAUUAAUCCUUCUCUUCCUAAAUGUUGGAAAGGCUUGAACAUUAGUAAGAUGUCUGGGCUUCUUUCCCCUUUGCGAUAAUAUCCUCUUUACUCGACACCCUGAAUUGAUAGGCAUUCCCACUUGAAGAGUAGAUAUCCAAGUGUGUAUCUUUGAUGGACUGGAAGAAGAAAUUUCAUUUCUACCUAACCCUUAUCAGGGCUUUCAGAAA